CUCCUUCAUUCGGCUCUGGCUGGGCCAAGGCGAGUCCCGCCCGCCCCUUUUAAGGCAGGGCAGGAGGGCGGCUGGGAGUGAAGGAGUUGCCCAGGUGAGGCUGGUUGGAGAAGGUGCCUCAGGGAGGGCCAGACGCAGGCUGACUGAGGACAAGUGCGCAGCUCUGCUUGUGUGUUUCCAGGCGGGAGUGGUGUCCGACGGCCCCUGGAGCGGGCGAUGACGGCCGAGGGCGCCCCUGCCGCCGCCUCCGCCUCCGCCUCGUCGUCGUCGGGGAAGGCGGAGGCGGGCCCUGCGGAGGGAGCGGGCGCGGGGCGCCGCCGCAAGCGCCCGGUCCCGCGCGGGAAGCCGCCCUUCAGCUACAUCGCGCUGAUCGCCAUGGCCAUCGCGGCCUCCCCGGAGCGGCGCCUGACGCUGGGCGGCAUCUACCGCUUCAUCACGGAGCGCUUCCCCUUCUACCGCGAGGGGCCCCGCAAGUGGCAGAACUCCAUCCGACACAACCUGACGCUCAACGACUGCUUCGUCAAGGUGCCCCGCGAGCCCGGCCGCCCGGGCAAAGGAAGCUACUGGGCCCUCGACCCCGGCGCCCGGGACAUGUUCGACAGCGGGAGCUUCCUCCGGCGGCGGAAGCGCUUCAAGCGCGGGGACCUCUCCACCUACGCCGCCCAGGACCCCGCCGCCGCGGCCUACUCGGCGCCCGUGGGCUUCCCGCCUCCGCCCGCGGCCCUCUUCGCCCUGGAGAUGGCCCCAGACGUGACGUCACCGUCGCCUGGCAACCACUGUGCCUUCACAGGGCCCGGGGCCUACUCCAGCCAAGGCUGCGCCCCUGGCCCUGGCCUGGCUAGGCCUCACAGCGCCCAUCCGUAUUCCUACCCUCUCAACCAAGGCGCCUAUCCUGGUGGAAGCAACUUUGGCACCUCUGCACACCUCGGGGUGCCCGCCUCGCAGCCCCUCAGUGGUGACACCGUGGACUUCUAUGGCUACGGUUCGCUGGCCCACAGCUACGGUGCCGCCGGAGGGCAACUCAGUGGCCCCGGGGCCUACCUGCGGCACUCCACGUACCCCAGCAGCAUAGACAGAUUUGUUUCUGCCAUCUGAAGCUAGAACAUGGCAGCAUGAGGCAGAAGUCCAAAAUGGGCCUCCCAAGCAGCCCCAUGUCGUCGUCGCCGCCUUGCUGUGCUGUUGUCUAAAGCAUGUCGACUUUGUGCUGUGAGGAGGGCUUUGCCCAACCUGGCUUCACCGUUUUGGUCUCGGUGACCACACUGGGUGCUCCUGUGAAAGGAACCGAGGUGGGACAUGUUGACAGAAAUGUGGCCCCUGGUCCCGUGACUACUGCACUAUGAUAUAAAAUGACCAUGCUGAGAGGGGAUACUGGGAAGACACGACUGGACAUCUAUGCUAACCAUUUUAUGCAGCUUUAAGACAGUAUCGAAGAAAGGGGUUUCACUGUGCAGUUGAUUACUGGACACAGGAAAUCCUGAAACUCAAAGGCUUUCAUGGCCGGAAUCACUGGGUUGCUGUGAGUUUUCCAUGCUGUGUGGCCAUGUUCCAGAAGCAUUCUCUCCAGACGUUUUGCCCACAACUAUGGCAUGCAUCCUCAGAGGUUGUGAGCAUGCCUGCCGUAGAUGUGGGCGAAAUGUCAGGAGAGAAUGCUUUUGGAACAUGGACAUACAGCCCGGAAAGCCCACAGCAACCCAAUCCCGAAACCAGUUUGAGGCCCGGUUGAUGAUUUCUCAAACCACGGCUGGAUCUACACUGCCAUAUGAUCUAGAUUAUCAAAACUGCUAAUCCAGAUGACACUAUGUAACAUGAUUUAAAUGUCCUUUUCUAAUUAGUUUUAUCAUAAAAACAUGGAAAAGGUUUAUUAAACUUCAAAAACAUUGUGUUGUCAAAGGCAUUCGUGGUUUGCUGUGAGUUUUUCAGGCUAUAAUAAUAAUUUCGUGCCCGCCUCUCCUCACAGCUUGAGACGGGUUACAGAAAUUGCAUGGUGGCUCAGUGAGUUAAACCCAUAUGCCAGCUGAACUACUGACCUGAAGGUUGAGUUGCUGACCUGAAGCUUGCUGGUUAGAAUCUGUGAUACAAGGUGAGCUCCCAUCUGUCAGCUCUAGCUUGCGGGGACAUGAGAGAAGCCUCCCAGCUAUCAUAUCCCUUAGGCAACGUAUUUGUAGACAGCCAAUUCUCUCACACCAGAAGUGAUUUACAGUAUGUUCUCAAGUUGCUUCUGACACGAUAAACCCAGCAUUACUAAAACAUAAACAAACAUAAUCAUUUUAAAACACUCUGUAAAAUACACAUAUUAAACAUACCUCCAUAAAAUAUGUAUCAAAAUACACACAAAAAAACCCAGGUAUACAGCAGAGUUUAAAAUUCAGAAUUAAAACUGUCUGGGUAGGCCUGCCGGAAGAGAUAGGUCUUCACUUGUAUGUUAAAUUUCAACAGCUGAUCCAGCUGUCAGAGCCCUAUCCAGCCGGAGCGGCUGAUGAAAAGGUCUGUAGGAGAGCUGUAGGAGACAAUAGUGCUGAAGCAUGGCUAUACAGCCCAGAAAAACUCAGCAACCCCUGCAAAAGUUUUACUGUUGUGGAACAUCCUGCUACAGCACAUUUUGCUUUAGUUUUUUCAUUAAUAUCUUGUAGAGUCUCAACCAAUUCAACAUAGUUUGUGGCAGCCACAAAAACCAAGUUUCUGGAGUAUAGCACCUACUUUCAAAGUAAGUACUACACAAUUAAACAAGAAAUAACACUUUCAAACCGGGAACAAUUUUUUUUCAAAUUUUGUUACAUAGUGUUGUCUGUGUUGAUUGGAUUUUGUGAGUCUACACCGCCAUAUAAUCCAGUUCAAAGCAGAUAACCUGGAUUUUAUAUGGCAGUAUAGUUGGGACCUCAGAGACACAUUAAGAGCUUGCUUUCUUUCACUCACUUUUGUGGUCAUUUGUUAACUGGCCACCACAGUUUGAAGCUGCAUUCAGUGGUCCGCGGAGAUGGAGCCAUGGAAAAAAAUUUUCAGGCAGGACUGUAAAAUGUGAACAUCUCAGCUUUUUCAAGUCAACGUUUGGUCUUCCUUUAUCUGUUCUUUCCUACUUGACUUUGUGGGCUGCCUACAUUUCUCAAAUGAUAUGCUGCAGAAGUUGUCUCAAUAGUAAAAGGCAGCCACUCUUUUUCUUCCAUUUUCCGAGGUUAGCCGGGUUUCUAUCAAAGUAUGAAUAACUAUCGCAGGUGUGUGCUUCAUAUCCUUAAUUCCACAUUUUCACUGACUCACAAAUUCAUUUGAACAAAUACAUUUGGGGUCAGUGAGUCACACUUCCUUUUGAAUGCUUCAGAUAAAUGCUCUCUAUAGCUUUGUUUUCUGAUGGGUUUGGGACUGUAAUAAAAUACUUUUAAAAUAGACUUUGCUGGACAGCUCUACUGAUUGUGGAUACUAUUUGUAGAUACGUAGAUUUUCCUUACAACAGGAAAAAGAAACUGCUUCUUGAUGAUUUGAACAACAACUUGAGUCAAAUGUCCACCCUAUUUUCAUGAGUUUGAGAAUAUAGGUAGUGGUCCUAUAGCCAAAUAAUAGUACUGUACAUUUAUUAACAUCUUAAGGAUGAAAUGUUGCAACAAAAAAAAAAUCAUUGUCUUAUCAGGGAUUUUUGCUUUAUGAAGCAAAUGCCUGCAAAAGAACACAGCUAUUUCCCUAUGUUGAGCAUACUGUGUUUAUAAUCAUGUGUAAUAUACUGUAUGUAUAAACUGAGGACAGGUUUUAGGGUCAAAAUUUUUUAUUUUGAUAUGACCUGUGAAUAGUCGAGGGUAAUUCUAUGGAGAGGGGAGAGCACUGGUGCCAAUUCAGGGCCAGCCUUUUCUGGAUGCUGCCCCCACCAUCUCUCCGCUGAGGCAUUCAAAAAGACCAGAAGUGGCAUCAUAGCGGAGAGAAUAGUGGGGGUCGGUGCUUCUUUUAAGUUCCGUUGGUACAGACUAAUCUCUAUUCAGAGAAGUGAUGUUUCCUUUUCUGUAAGAGAUAAGAUAUAGUACUGACAUCGACCCAUGAAUAAGUUGGUUGUUUUUUAUUUCAAGAUUUAUACAUUAAUAUAUAGACUAAUUUAUCUCUCAGCCUCUCAGCAUUUGUUGUUAAUUGUCUAGAGAUACUUAUUAAAAGUCUAACAAACA
Messenger RNA from Anolis carolinensis (green anole), 4139 nucleotides. It is a transcript of the gene foxe1, whose product is annotated as forkhead box E1. Gene Ontology annotation, biological process: anatomical structure morphogenesis; cell differentiation; regulation of transcription by RNA polymerase II. Gene Ontology annotation, molecular function: RNA polymerase II cis-regulatory region sequence-specific DNA binding; DNA-binding transcription factor activity, RNA polymerase II-specific. The transcript has a single exon. The record is from RefSeq and is a predicted model, not a curated record. Lineage: Eukaryota; Metazoa; Chordata; Lepidosauria; Squamata; Anolidae. Bases 217 to 1095 code for a protein of 292 amino acids.